Messenger RNA from Anas platyrhynchos (mallard), 492 nucleotides. Lineage: Eukaryota; Metazoa; Chordata; Aves; Anseriformes; Anatidae. The record is from RefSeq and is a predicted model, not a curated record.
AUGGGGACCCCCGAGAGCCUCUCCGUGCCCCUCAGGGGGCUGCCCACGGCAUCCCCCAGCCCCGGGAAGGGCCGGAGGGCGGUGGUCGUGCCCGGGCUGUGCGCCCUGGAUAAGGACCCCGGCACCGCCUGCGCCGAUUUCUCGCUGCGCUGGUACCACCGGAGGGACACGGGGACCUGCGAGCGCUUCUGGUACGGGGGCUGCGGGGGCAACGCCAACCGUUUCGGCACCCAGAAGGACUGCGUCCACACCUGCGUGGGCACCGCCGCCUGCCUGGAGGCUCGGGACGCGGGGCCGUGCCGCUCCUACUCGCCCAAGUGGUUCUUCGAGGAGCCCGGGCGCUGCUCCCUCUUCUGGUACGGGGGCUGCGGGGGCAGCCGCAACCGCUUCGAGAGCCGGGAGCAGUGCGAGGCCCUCUGCGUGGCCCCGGGCGCCGGGGGGAGCCGGGACCCCCUCCCCAAAAACUCCUCCGCCUGCGCUCCCGGCUGCUGA